Molecule: messenger RNA, 1856 nt
Organism: Cucurbitaria berberidis CBS 394.84
Lineage: Eukaryota; Fungi; Ascomycota; Dothideomycetes; Pleosporales; Cucurbitariaceae
Exons: 1
Coding region: 373-1797 (474 amino acids)
Biological process (GO): aflatoxin biosynthetic process; regulation of DNA-templated transcription
Cellular component (GO): nucleus
Molecular function (GO): zinc ion binding; DNA-binding transcription factor activity, RNA polymerase II-specific; DNA binding
Source: RefSeq, a predicted model, not a curated record
UGACACGCUAGAUGACAUGGAGGCUACCGGCGUGCGUGCCCUAUCAACCAGUAUCAGGAUGCUAUGCUUGACGAGGGGGCUCACGGAAGUCAAGCUAUAGCGUGGGAGGCUAGCAUGGCCAAAACGUGCGGGUGUGAAGCUUAACGUGGUCGACGGCGUGUGCUGUGUGCUGCAUGUAUGCGGCUCACUGCGGUAGACCCGAAUCUGACGACUGCACGAAAGGUUAGAUCGGCGAGACUCAAUUUGUGUAUAAGACAAGUAAUAUAUAAUGGCGGUGGGACCUCAGCGCCGGUAUGCUGUCUAAGAAAGUUUGGGGGUACAAGAGCUCAGCUUACCUCGACUCGACACCGACUCUUCGAGCUCUUUACUAUAAUGUCUACUAUACCAUCGACCUCGCAGUGGCAGAGCCCUGGGGUAUUAGACGGCCCCACAUCUAUUUCCAUCAUGUCCUCACCAACUUCAGCACCAAAGUCUUCUCCAUCAGGCAAACAGAGGAAAGCUAAGCUUCGAGCCUCGUGCGACGCAUGUGCGGCUUCGAAAGUCAAGUGUAGCAAGGGUCAUCCUCAAUGUGCUCGCUGCUCGACCAACGGUUCGCAAUGCAUCUACGGCAUUUCAAGAAAGUAUGGCAAGCCCGGACGAAAAAGGAAGCGAAACCCAGAUGGAACACCUUUCAUCAAGGCCUCGAAGCAACGCCCUUCACCAGACGGCAGCGAGUUUGGCAAAUUUAGGAUUCGACAUGAACCCAUCCUUGAGCCCCUGUCAGACAUCGAGGUCACAUCAAAUUGGUCCUCUAACUGGUCCUCCACACCAAGCUUACCAGGGACGCCUGAUUUUCAAUUCGAGAUGACGCCCGAGCCAUUCUACCUAGGCUCAUCGGAUCUCACCUUCAUGGAUGACACUCUCCUCCCAACUACACAGCUCGAGCCAGAGCCUGUGCAGACCAUCGACCCUGAGCUUACCUUCCGAGAUCCCUUCGCAAAGAGGCAGUCCGUGCAAGUACUCAAGGACUUCAUCGGUGGCGACGCCGUGAACCCUAUGGACUACAUAUUCCAAGAUGACGCAACCAUAGAUGCUUUCCACACUCUCUCAUCCUCAUCCUCAACACCUCAAGGCUCCAGGAGUAGCUCCUUGGACAAAUACAACCCCAUGCGCGUCAGCAUCUCAGUGCCUACCUCGCACCGCUGCUACACGCUCGCCUACGCGACCCUCGAAAGCCUGCAAGUCAUCGGCUCAAAUAACCCACAAAACUACCCGACCGUUGGGCUCAAAUCCCUCGACUCAGUCCUCUCUAUCACCAGGCUCGCUGUACAAAGCGUCCUACAGCUACUCAGUUGCCCCUGCUCUUCAGAUCCCCACCUUGCUAUGCUAUACUCGAGCAUAGCCUCUAAAAUCCUCACGUGGUAUCAAAUUGUCGCAGGAGUGGAUGCCACCGCCUCUUCCAGCGCAUCAGUGUCACCAUCACCCAGCAGUUCCUCUUUCUCCUCAUCGCCAUCCUCCUUCAGCUUCUCGUUACCAUCGUCCACACCUAUGUGUGAGAGUGAGAGAGCCUUCAAUAUGCAGAUCCAGCCAUUGCGCUUUGGAUUAUACGAGUUUGACGAGUUGGAGCAGAAAAGGCUGAGGAGGCAAGUUGUGUUGCGUGAGUUGAGAAAAUGUGGUCAAUUGGUUGAUGCAUUGGCGAAUUGGGGGGGUGAAGGGCAGAGUGAGCAGGCGGAGUUCUUGUAUGAUGUGCUUGGUGCUUGGCUGAAGAGCGAUCUGUAUAAGACAGUAAAAGGAGUGGAGGGUGUCGACGCGCUAUAAGUAUGGCUUCUAAGGGUUAUAGCAAUAGUUCUAGUCCCCGAUUAAUGAUGCAUCCGAGU